AUGCCUGACCUCAAGCCCAUCCAUGCCAUCAUGCACUUCAAAAUCUAUCAAGGGCUUGAUGUAACUUUGAAGAAGGCUCUGCUCCUCAAGGUCUACAAGGGUGAGUACUCAUGGAAGGACAUGGAGCAGGAAGCCAGCAUCAUUAAAGGCCUGUGUGAAGGUGCUCGCUGCAGCUAUGGAGCUUCUUGA
Messenger RNA from Acanthamoeba castellanii str. Neff, 189 nucleotides. RefSeq lists its product as uncharacterized. Bases 1 to 189 code for a protein of 62 amino acids. Lineage: Eukaryota; Discosea; Longamoebia; Acanthamoebidae. The record is from RefSeq and is a predicted model, not a curated record. The transcript has a single exon.